AUGUCAAAGGACACUAUAAAAUCUUUAAAGAAAGAAAACGACGAGUUAAGGGUUGAAAUCGAAUCAAUCAAGAAUGAUUUCAAGAAGUUUGUACAGGAUGUUAAAUCCAGUGAAACCAAGAGCACUACAAACGCCGCAAUGGCAAGUUCAGCGCUGGAUAAAGAAUCAGUCAAAAGUCUGGAAUAUUUGAGUAAUGAGUAUGAUGAUUUGCACCGUUUUCGAAAUUCGUCUAAACAACAAAUGUCGCGACUGGAAUCUCGCCUAACUGUAUUAGCAGAAAAGGUCGAAAAUCUCUCCAAAUCUAUUGACGAAGCCGAGAAAUACAGCUACGCAUAUAACGUGAAAAUGUUGGGAAUACCGGAAUCCAGCUCGAAUGAAACUGCAGCUGAGACAAGCCAGCUAUGUGUCGACAUUUUCAAUGCCGUAGGAGCAAAUGUGUCUAUUUCAGACAUUGAUAUUGCUCAUCGCGUAAAGCCACGAAGGAGUAAUGGCAGUCAGCCAAAACCGAUUGUCUGCAAAUUUGUUCGCCGCCUAGCACGGGAACAAGUUAUGGCCGUGAGACAAAACAUAAAGAAAAUAGACCCCACUCGCGCUGGCCUAUCUCGAGAAACAUCAAUGGAAUAUGCUGGGAUUUACGAUCAUUUAACCCCAAAACGUCAACAACUUUUGGUUGCUGCGAAAAAAUUUAAAUCUGACAACAACUUCAGUUAUUGUUGGACAAAAAAUUCUACAAUCUAUCUCCGGAAGACUAAAGAAGCAAGGGCAAUCAAAAUCAAUGAUAAUCACGACUUGGAGACCUUAAUGAAUGAACAGGGACGUAGGGACAGCUAA
Molecule: messenger RNA, 831 nt
Organism: Paramuricea clavata
Lineage: Eukaryota; Metazoa; Cnidaria; Anthozoa; Malacalcyonacea; Plexauridae
Source: the annotation of a GenBank genome assembly